UUCUUCCCAACUCACAAAUAAUUAAUAACCCCAUAACAUUCAUCUCUCAAACAACCAACUCUUUCAUACCAUUUUCUUCUUCUUGAUCAUCAUGGCUACCACUACUCCUCAAGACUUUGAUAUGGAUGAUUACCAAUUCCCACUUCCUGGGUUCCGCUUCCAUCCCACCGACGAAGAGCUUGUCGAUUAUUAUCUUCGUCGGAAGGUCGAGAAGAAGUCGGUUACUCUUGAACUCAUCAAACAAAUCGAUAUCUAUCGACACAACCCUUGGGAUCUUCCAUAUGGUGGUGGGGCGACGGGAGAGAAAGAAUGCUACGUGUUCGUGAAAAGAGGAAGAAAGUACAAGAACAGUGUGAGACCUAAUAGGGUAACAGGGGCAGGGUUUUGGAAGGCAACUGGUAUUGACAAGCCAAUUUAUUCACAAGAAGGGGAAGGAAAUCAUUGCAUUGGCCUAAAGAAAACCCUAGUUUUUUACAAGGGAAGUGCAGGGAGAGGAGUCAAAACUGAAUGGAUGAUGCAUGAAUUUCGCCUCCCUCCAAUCCCUUGUUCCAAUUCCCACUUCGCCAAAAUCGAUCAAGAAGCGGAGAUUUGGACGUUAUGUCGGAUAUUCAAACGAAAUGUUAUGUGCAGAAAAUAUAAUUGGAAAGAAAUUCCAGGAAGCAACCGAGAAAUGACGAAGAUCACAAAAACAUGCAAUAAUAUUGUGGAUCAUGAUCAAUCAACCUAUGACGGAUUAGAUGAAAGAGCAACUUAUAUAAGUUUUAGCUCGAAUUCGUAUAAUGGGUUUGAAUCAGAGAAGAAGCCAUUUUUAACUUGUGAUGAAAGAAAACAAUGGGAGGAGUUUACAAUGAAGAAGAAGAAGAAGAAUAGUGAAGCAGCUGAAGUAAUAUCCUUGUCUGUAAACCAAUCUCCAGCUUCAUCGGGAUUCUCGAAUUUUGAUGAGAAUGGGACUGAUUUUUUUGGAUCUAGUGACCAUGAUUGGGAAGAACUUAGAUCCAUUGUGGAGUUUGCUUUUGAUCCUAAUUUUGUUAAUAACCCUUGAUUUUAAUAUUGUUUGUAAAUAACACAUAGCGGGAAAGUUGUCUCUAUACGAAGCCGUUGGAUGUGAAUUUGAAAAUCUGUAUGUACCUCUUGAUGACUACGAGAUACAAAUUUAAUUUGGAGGUAUUUUUACAGAUUUUUUUUUCUCAAAUAUGCAUCCAACGAUAUAAAAUUGUUAGUUACAUCGUGGCAGGAUUAAUUUUGAGUUUUGGUUGUGUUUUUUUUGCUCAAUUUGGAGUUUUUAGUUAUUUAAUUAGGUUUUGGAUGAGAUGUUUUACAUUUUAUUGUUCUUUUAAUUGGUCUAUUGAAGAGCAUUGUCUCUCUUUAAGAUUGAGCUUAUGAGUUGAUUAUUGGUUUUAAUGUGUUGAUUAAGGAUGAGAUGCCGACCAAUUGGGCGGAUUAAGGGUUAUGUUGAUGAAUAAUUGAAAAUAUUAUUAUAGAUGGGACAGACAAAUUGGAAGAGCUUAAACAUAACUGAUUAUUGUUUUGUGUUAGUGAUUUGAUUCUACGUACAAAACAAAAACCACGGGAAGAACAAAGAAAAUUUCU
Benincasa hispida (wax gourd) is the source of this 1590-nucleotide messenger RNA. Its product is annotated as transcription factor JUNGBRUNNEN 1-like. Lineage: Eukaryota; Viridiplantae; Streptophyta; Magnoliopsida; Cucurbitales; Cucurbitaceae. The record is from RefSeq and is a predicted model, not a curated record. Gene Ontology annotation, molecular function: DNA binding. Gene Ontology annotation, biological process: regulation of DNA-templated transcription.